AUGACCCUCCUCAGCAUCCUGAGAGUCCUUCUUUGGGGACUGGUGAUUUUUAUGGAGCACAGAGUUCAAGCAGCCAAGGUGGGGCAGUCUUCUAUUGCCCUCCUGGCUGAGGCCCCUACCUUGCCUCUGAUUCGGGAGCUGCUAGAAGAAGCCCCUGGCAAGCAGCAGAGGAAGCCACAGCUCCAAGGGCAUCCCCUGCGAUACAUGCUGGAGUUGUACCAGCGUUCAGCUGACCCUCACGGGCACCCGAGGGAGAACCGCACCAUCGGGGCCACCAUGGUGAGGCUGGUAAGGCCCUUGGCUAAUGUGGCAAGGCCACUCCGAGGUCCCUGGCAUAUAAAGACCCUGGACUUUCCUCUGAGACCAAACCGGGUAGCGUACCAACUAGUAAAAGCCACGGUGGUUUACCGCCAUCAACUCUACCUUGCUCACUUCCGUCUCUCCUGCCACGUGGAGCCCUGGGUCCAGAAAAGUCCAACCAGCAGCCUUCCUCCAGGAAGAGGCUCUGCAAAACCUUCCCUGAUGUCUAAAGCUUGGAUGGAGAUGGAUAUCACACAACACAUGCAGCAAAGGCUCUGGAACCACAAGGGGCGCAGAGUGCUACGACUGCGCUUCAUGUGUCAGCAGCAAAAAGGGAGUGACGGUCUAGAGUUCCAGUGGCCCAGCACGUCAUCCUUGGACAUUGCCUUCCUGUUACUCUAUUUCAAUGACACUCACAGAAGCAUUCAGAAGGCCAAAGCUCCCCCCAGAGGCCUGGAGGAGUUUAUGGAAAGGGACUCUCCUCUUCUGCGGAGGACCCGGCAAGCAGGCAGUAUCGCAUCUGAGUUUCCUGGCUCCUCUCGGGUACAUGAUGGGACUGAAAACAACCAGUGUUCUCUCCACCCCUUCCAAGUGAGCUUCCGCCAGCUGGGCUGGGAUCACUGGAUCAUUGCGCCUCAUCUCUACACCCCAAACUACUGUAAGGGGGUCUGUCCUCGGGUGCUGCACUAUGGUCUCCGUUCCCCUAAUCAUGCCAUCAUUCAGAACCUUGUUAAUGAGCUGGUGGACCAGAGUGUUCCUCAACCCUCCUGUGUCCCUUAUAAGUAUGCUCCCAUUAGCAUCCUGCUCAUUGAGGCCAAUGGGAGUAUUUUGUACAAGGAGUAUGAGGAUAUGAUUGCCCAGUCCUGCACAUGUCGGUGA
Lepus europaeus (European hare) is the source of this 1179-nucleotide messenger RNA. It is a transcript of the gene BMP15, whose product is annotated as bone morphogenetic protein 15. Gene Ontology annotation, cellular component: extracellular region. The record is from RefSeq and is a predicted model, not a curated record. Bases 1 to 1179 code for a protein of 392 amino acids. Gene Ontology annotation, molecular function: cytokine activity; growth factor activity. The transcript has 2 exons. Lineage: Eukaryota; Metazoa; Chordata; Mammalia; Lagomorpha; Leporidae. Gene Ontology annotation, biological process: BMP signaling pathway; SMAD protein signal transduction.